Molecule: messenger RNA, 1279 nt
Organism: Papilio xuthus (Asian swallowtail)
Lineage: Eukaryota; Metazoa; Arthropoda; Insecta; Lepidoptera; Papilionidae
Product: serine protease snake-like
Exons: 9
Coding region: 186-1172 (328 amino acids)
Biological process (GO): proteolysis
Molecular function (GO): serine-type endopeptidase activity
Source: RefSeq, a predicted model, not a curated record
UAUACGUUUUAACACUAUUUAUUUUUGUUUCUCGGAAUAACGGCGAAGAUGUCUCAAAGAAUAAAACGUCUCAUAACACGGAGUUCAUUGAUCCGUUAAUAGAAGCACAAAGUAUUAAGUUAUGGAAUGCAACAACUGGAGAAUUCGAUAAUUUAUUAGAAAAGUACAAAGAUUACUGCAAACCCAUGUACUAUUAUACACCUGACUUCAAAGCAGAAGGACGUCGCGUUAGUGAAGUUAAGUGCUUGGAAUAUAUUUGGAGAAUACGAUACGACAUUGCAGUACGGCUAAGAGAGUUCGAGCCAUGUCCUAAUCGGGGGAUAUACAGGCCCGUUGUCAUCGGAGGUGAUGAUGCUGAAGUUGGCGAGAUUCCACAUAUGGGGGCUAUUGGUUGGCUCAGUAGUGGAUCUGCGCUGUGGAUAUUCAAAUGUGGUGGAGUUCUUAUCAGUGAAAAGUUUGUGCUCACUGCUGCCCAUUGCUCGAGAGUGACUUCGCGUGAUACCACUGUCAUAGACGUAACACCUAAAGUUGUUCGAUUUGGUUCUGUGAAUCUGUUAGGCGUGGAUAAAAAUGGCAUUUCGCCGGAAGAUGUGCGUAUUUCAAGAGUUAUUGUUCACGAUAAAUAUCAUGCUCCUAAAACAUACUAUGACAUAGCUCUGAUAGAACUAAUAAACCAUGUAAGCUUCACUCGAAGUAUCCAUCCUGCAUGUCUGUGGACUAAGGAUAAUGAAUUAUCUGGGAAAGGUAUAGUCGCGGGUUGGGGGGUAGUUGAUACCGCGAGUCGUCGAACAUCGUCCAUAUUACAAGUAGCCGUAAUGGAUAUGGUGCCAUCAGAGAAAUGUAAUAAUACAUUGAAAAGCAAACGCAACAGACAUUGGAGGCAUGGCCUUGCUUCCCAUCAGAUAUGCGCCGGCCACAUGCCAGGUGGAAUUGAUGCUUGUCAGGGUGAUUCUGGAGGUCCAUUGCACAUUAAGCUUCUAAUGCCGAUAAAUGUACAUUUUGAGUGGCGUAUGCAUUACGUAGUGGGCGUGACGUCAUUUGGUUAUGGCUGUGCGCUGGCCAACACUCCUAGCGUUUUCUCAAAAGUAUCUCAUUUUAUUGAUUGGAUUGAAAAUAUUGUUUGGGAAAAAGAUGUGAAUGCAACAUUGAAAGCAACAAGCAAAAGUAAAUGAAGAAAUAGCAGCAAUAAAAAGACUUUUAUCAACCUAUUUUAUGUUUUACUAGCUGUAGCCUACGACUCCGUCCCGCGCGGUAUGUUCAAAAAUGGCUUCAGUAGUCU